This is a messenger RNA of Drosophila erecta, 1881 nucleotides long. It is a transcript of the gene Mur11Da, whose product is annotated as proteoglycan 4. The transcript has 4 exons. Lineage: Eukaryota; Metazoa; Arthropoda; Insecta; Diptera; Drosophilidae. The coding region runs from base 1 to 1881 and encodes 626 amino acids. The record is from RefSeq and is a predicted model, not a curated record.
AUGUUGAGAGCGUUUGCCUUUACUGUCCUACUUACAGCUUUGACCUCGUCCCAAGGACAUAGGGGCGAUUACCUCAGAUUUCCAGAUCCCGGAAAUAUUCCGAGAUAUAACCAACGACCCUGCGGCCCCCGAGUCUGUGGCAAAAGUGAAUUUUGUUAUCGCAGCUUUGAGAGCAUUUGUGACUUUAACGAUUACAAUCUGAAAAUGAUAUUGAGUGGCCAGGAAUUGUUUGAAUUGACAGACCCUUCUUAUUGCCGAGCGUCGCCUCCACGGACAAAACUUAUUGAUGUCGGCUACUAUUUCAAUCACCAGAGCUUGUUAGUAGCUCAGUCUCAACCUUUGGCAUUUUCAUCGCCAAUUCCCAGACCUAAUAUUCCCCAAAAUCCAGAAAAUAGCGAACGUUACCACGCAAAUCCGUCCAAUGAUUUUUAUGGGCCAGUGCAACGUCGUGUGCUUCCUUAUCCGGUAUGGCCAUUUAAGCGGCCACAGUCACCACCGAGAAAUCCGCCAGUCAGUUAUCGACCUCCUUAUUGGUACUAUCCAACAAGACGGCCCGAAGUAACCAAACCAUGUUACCAUGAAACUACAACCACGACAAGUGCUCCCAAGACAACCACCACAACGAAGGCAUCUACAACGACGACUACAACUGAACCUUCUACACCAACGAAGGUGGCAUUUACAACCACAACAAUGAGCACUGAAGCCCCCACAACAACAACUACUGGAUCUACAUCAACAACCACAGAGCCAACAACAACCCCAGAGCCAACAACAACCACAGAGCCCACUACAAUCACAGAACCCACAACAACCACGGAGCCCACAACAACUACAGAGCCAACUACAACCACAGAACCAACUACAACCACAAAGCCAACUACAACCACAGAGCCAACUACAACCACAGAGCCAACUACAACCACAGAACCCACUACAACCACAGAACCAACUACAACCACAGAACCAACUACAACCACAGAGCCAACAACAACUACAGAGCUCACAACAACUACAGAGCCAACAACAACCACAGAGCCAACUACAACCACAGAGCCAACUACAACCACAGAGCCAACAACAACCACAGAGCCAACUACAAGCACAGAACCAACUACAACCACAGAACCAACUACAACCACAGAACCAACUACAACCACAGAGCCAACAACAACUACAGAGCUCACAACAACUACAGAGCCAACAACAACCACAGAGCCAACUACAACCACAGAACCAACUACAACCACAGAAUCACCAACAUCCACGGAGCCAUCAACAACAAAUUCUGCAUCCACUACAACCGAAUCUUCAACGACAACCAACACGAGCUCUUCAUCUACAACAAUAACGACAGUACAAACAACAGAACCUUCAACGACCACUACGUUGGUUCCCCCUACAACGACAACACUUGCAGAAUCGUCUACAGUAACAACAACCCCGACUUCCACAACAACGACUUCGGAACCUUCCACAACAUCUACAACAGAUUCUUCAACAAGCACAACAACUACGGUUGCCCCAGUCACGACUACAACAACCACUGAAGCUUCUACAACAACUAACCCGGCGACUGUCAACCCAGUAUUUGUUGAGAUCAGAAACGAGGAUGGACAAAUAGUCGAUUUCGAAAUGGCUGCCAUGGCCGUGAAUCCGGAAACAGGGGAGCCAAACUGCGCGGAGGUCACCAAUGUCCUGAUAACCACAGGAUCAAGGAUCGUAUUCCAGUUCUCUGGGUGUAUUGUGGCGAGUCUUGCCACUGAUCCAACAACCUCGACCAGCACCACCGUACCAACAACAACUCAAAACACUCCGCGCUAUCAGUGGUACGGCGGUUCAUCGGCUUACGCACAGUCCCAAUUUAUAUACACCUAUUAG